Molecule: messenger RNA, 3624 nt
Organism: Fulvia fulva
Lineage: Eukaryota; Fungi; Ascomycota; Dothideomycetes; Mycosphaerellales; Mycosphaerellaceae
Product: DNA-directed RNA polymerase I subunit RPA2
Exons: 2
Coding region: 1-3624 (1207 amino acids)
Biological process (GO): DNA-templated transcription
Cellular component (GO): RNA polymerase I complex; nucleus
Molecular function (GO): DNA-directed RNA polymerase activity; ribonucleoside binding; DNA binding
Source: RefSeq, a predicted model, not a curated record
AUGGCUCCCUUGUCGAAAUGGUCGGUCGAGUACGAUACGCUCAAGAGAGAGGAGCUCUUCAGGAAUCCACCUAGCAGGGGGAGCGCAUAUCCACAGCUACAGGAUGCGAUCAAGCCUCACGUGGAGUCCUGGAACAACAUCUUCGCGGAUGGUGGCCAAUUGUCCCAUGCGCUCAAAGACAUUGGCACCAAAACAUUUCUGGACGGCGAUGCGCGAACUGCAGCACAGGAUGGAACAAGACGGAAUAGAUUGCAGUUGCGGGUGAAGCAGCUAUACCUGGAGAAGAGCACGUUACCGUCUUCGAACAAGACGCAAACAGACAAGAGAGAGAUCCUGCCAGUGGAGUGCAGAGAACGGCAUUGCACAUAUCGAGGACGGUUUCGAGGAAGGCUGGAGUACAGGAUAAACAAUGGCGAAUGGCAAGAGACGAUCCGCGACUUUGGGCAUUUACCUAUCAUGUUACGAUCGAAUCGAUGUCAUCUGGAAGGACUGUCACCGAAAGAGCUAGUCAAUCGACGAGAGGAGACUGAAGAGCUGGGUGGUUACUUCAUCGUCAACGGCAUCGAGAAGCUCAUACGAAUGUUGAUUGUCAAUCGACGAAACUACCCUCUGGCACUCAUAAGACCAUCUUUCGAGAACAGGGGAGCAACAUACUCAAAGUACGCUGUGCAGAUCCGAUCAGUGCGAAGGGAUCAGACAUCGCAGAGCAACACAUUACACUACCUCACCGACGGCAAUGUCAUCUUCCGAUUCUCUUGGAGGAAGAAUGAAUACCUGGUCCCGGUAAUGCUGGUGUUGAAAGCGCUUGCGGAGACGAACGAUCGCGAGAUUUUCGAGGGCAUAGUCGGACCGGCGGGCGGCAAAGGGCUGGAGAGUCGCCAGUUCGUCACAGAUCGCGUGGAGCAUCUACUUCGGACGUUCAAGGCGUUCCAACUGCGUGGCAAAGCGAAGGCGAGAGCGUACCUUGGAGCCAAGUUUCGACCUGUUCUCAACGUGCCGGAAGACAUGAGCGAUCAGGAAGCUGGAACGGAGUUCUUGAGGAAGGUCGUUCUACCACAUCUUGGUUCAUACGAUGUUACAGAGGCGCAGGACAACGACAAGUUCAGGAUGCUGGUCUUUAUGACCCGCAAACUCUACUCCCUGGCCGAAGGUGAAUGCACACUCGACAAUCCGGAUGCUGUACAGAAUCAGGAGAUCCUCCUUCCCGGAUUCCUGUUCGGCAUGAUCAUCAAGGAGCAGGUCGAUGAGUGGCUGAACUCCAUCGGUGACACGCUACGAAUUUACGGACGCAUGAACCAAUUCCCUCUGUUCACAAGUAAGGAGUUUGAGAAAGACUUCAUGCCGAAGGUCGUGCGCAGGACAAACGAGAACCUGGGCCAAAAAUUGGACUACUUCAUGUCGACUGGUAACCUGGUGAGUCCCAGUGGCCUGGAUCUGCAGCAAGUAUCAGGUUUCACAGUCGUGGCUGAGAAGAUUAACUUCUACCGCUUCAUCAGCCACUUCCGCAUGGUGCACAGAGGUAGCUUCUUCGCACAGCUGAAGACGACGACUGUGAGAAAGCUUCUUCCGGAAAGUUGGGGAUUUCUAUGCCCUGUUCACACACCUGAUGGUUCUCCUUGCGGUCUACUGAAUCAUCUGGCGCACAAAUGUCUGAUUUCCACAGACAACACAGACGCAUCGCACAUACCAGCUCUUAUUGCACAACUUGGCGUGUCCAGUAUAGCUGAUGCAAAAUUGGAAGACAGCGUUGUCGUGCAGCUCGAUGGCCGGAUUCUGGGCUUCUGCUCGCCCAAGCAGGCCAAAGUCAUCAGUGACACACUGCGAUACUGGAAGGUGGAGGGCACUCAUCAUGUACCUGUGGACCUUGAACUUGGCUUGAUCCCGCUCUCUAACGGAGGUCAGUAUCCUGGCCUGUUCAUGUUCUCCGAAGCAGCUCGGAUGCUUCGACCGGUCAAGUAUCUACCACUCGGAAAACAAGACAUCGUCGGACCUUUUGAACAGCCCUUCAUGUCGAUAGCAUGUACGGAACCGGAGAUUGCGUCGAAUGAUUCCACCCAUGUCGAAUACGAUGUGACCAACAUUCUGUCGAUUGUGGCAAACCAGACACCUUUCUCAAACUUCAACCAGUCUCCAAGGAACAUGUAUCAAUGCCAGAUGGGUAAACAGACAAUGGGUACACCAGGAACAGCACUCAAGUACAGAACUGACAACAAGUCAUAUCGACUACAAACAGGUCAGACGCCUGUCGUGAGAGCACCAAAGCAUAACGAGUAUGGCCUUGACAACUUCCCGAAUGGCACGAACGCUGUUGUCGCUGUCAUCUCGUAUACUGGGUACGACAUGGACGACGCUAUGAUUUUGAACAAGUCAGCCCACGAACGUGGUUUUGGUCAUGGAACUAUCUACAAAGCAAAGAAGAUCGAUCUUGCAGAGGAGAACAAGCAAGGUCGUGGCCGCUCUGGAGUCACCCACGUGUUCGGCUUCGCACCGAACAGUAUCGUCAAGGCGUCCUGGCGCGAGACUUUGGAUGAUGAUGGACUUGGCCGCAUCGGCUGGAAGGUCGAGGAAGGCGACGCUAUCGCUGCUUCAUAUUCCGUGGUCAGGGACCCGCUGACCGGCGACUACGUGAAUCAAGAUGGCAUUACCCACAUCCACAAGUACAAAGAAGCGGAAGAGGCGUUCAUUGAGGAGGUCAAGCUGAUUGGAAACGAAUCUGGCAGCAACGAUCCAUGCCAGGCUGUAAGCAUCCGCUUCAGGAUACCACGUUCGCCAGUCAUCGGUGACAAGUUCUCUUCUCGACACGGGCAAAAGGGUGUGUGCUCACAAAAGUGGCCUACGAUUGACAUGCCCUUCACCGAAAGUGGUAUGCAGCCGGAUGUCAUCAUCAAUCCUCACGCUUUCCCGUCCCGUAUGACAAUCGGCAUGUUCGUGGAGUCACUAGCUGGCAAGUCUGGAGCUCUACACGGCCUGGCGCAGGACUCAACACCCUUCAAGUUCAAGGACAAGGAAGGCGAGACCGCAAUCGAAUACUUCGGCCAUCAGCUCAAGCGCGCUGGAUACAACUACUACGGCAACGAACCAAUGUACUCUGGGAUCACUGGUGAAGAGCUGGCGGCGGACAUCUACAUCGGUGUCGUCUACUACCAGCGUCUGAGGCACAUGGUCAACGACAAAUACCAGGUGCGAACGACGGGUCCUGUCACACCUCUCACUGGCCAGCCCAUCAAGGGUAGAGCAAAGGGUGGAGGUAUUCGUGUCGGAGAGAUGGAACGUGAUGCUCUGCUUGCGCACGGAACGGCCUUCCUGCUUCAGGAUCGAUUGAUGAACUGCAGUGACUAUACAAAGGCACAUGUCUGCAAGAGCUGUGGAAGCUUUUUGUCAACACAACCAAGUUCUGGACAGUAUGGAGGUCGAAGAAGAGAAGGUGGACGCACGAGGUGCAGGAAAUGUAGUCGCAAGGCCCUACCGACUGAUCCUAAGAGCGAAUGUUGGGAAGACCGAAAGGGCACGAAGUGGGUUGGUGGUGAUAAUGUCACUGUGGUCGCAGUUCCUGGUGUGCUGCGAUAUCUAGAUGUUGAACUGGCGGCGAUGGGAAUCAAGAUGAACUUCAAGGUCGGGCCUUGA